AUGACAAUGUCCCCAAAACACAGAGACUUCAUGGCAGAGCCCAUGGGAAGAAACCAGUGGGGAGUUGGGAUUGGUGGAGUCCUGGGCAAAAAGCUGAAGGAAAGGGGCUUUGACAAGGCUUACGUGGUCCUUGGCCAGUUUCCCGUGCUAAAGAAAGGUGAAGACCUCUUCCAAGAAUGGCUGAAAGACGCAUGUGCCAAUGCCAAGCAGUCCUGUGACUGCCUUGGGUGCCUUUGA
This is a messenger RNA of Jaculus jaculus (lesser Egyptian jerboa), 237 nucleotides long. Its product is annotated as barrier-to-autointegration factor-like. NCBI's taxonomy places the organism in Eukaryota, Metazoa, Chordata, Mammalia, Rodentia, Dipodidae. Gene Ontology annotation, molecular function: DNA binding. The coding region runs from base 1 to 237 and encodes 78 amino acids. The transcript has a single exon. The record is from RefSeq and is a predicted model, not a curated record.